GCGUAGCUAAGUCAAUUGAACAGAAAAACGGUCAUCUUACUCGCAGGAGACUUUAGUCCGUUUCCCCAAAUUCUAGCGUGUACAUAGUUGAGAAGGAUAUGUCUUUACGGCUCAAGUAAUGUCACAUUACGAGACCCGCCGGUUUGUUCACACAUUUAGAACACUUUUUUAAAGAAGAAAACGUUAAUAUAAUUACAGUAACUUUUAAUGCUUCUCGAGAUGGCCGAUAUCCGGACGUUUAAUGUUGUCAUUUUGGGAAUCGGAUUUUUGUUUAUUUUUACUGCUUUCACCACCUGUGGGAACAUUGAACAAACCGUGGUGAAAAGCCUGAGUAAUGAUACCUUUACUGGAAGUGGGUAUCACAGCCUUGGGAUAAUUUAUGGAGUUUUUUCGUUCUGUAAUUUAUUAGCGCCGACAAUCAUUGCAAUAAUUGGACCACAGUUUACCAUGUUCUUCAGUGGAAUCCUCUAUAGUGGCUACAUUGCUGUAUUCAUUAGCCCAUCCACAUGGUCCUUUUAUUUUACUUCAGUACUCAUUGGCAUUGGAGCUGCCAUGCUUUGGACGGCUCAAGGACACUUCUUAGUGGAGAACUCUGAUGCUGCCACUAUCAAUAGAAACACCGGAAUGUUCUGGGCUCUCUUACAGUGCAGUAUGUUGUUUGGCAAUCUAUAUGUUUACUUUGACUGGAAAGGAAAAACUGAAAUCACAGAGGGAGACAGAAGGACUAUGUUUGUGGCCUUGCUGGUCAUCUCUGUACUUGGAACUCUAAGUUUUCUGGUACUAAGAAAGACCGGACAGCAGGAGGAGCAGUUGUCUGAAGAGGAGGGACAGUCCUUAUUAUCAGCACGCACGAUCUACAAACAACGAGCUAAUUGUGCCGUAAAAGAAGCGAAAUCGGAGUUCAAAACGAUUUUGCAGCUUUUUGGCUCAAAAACCAUCUUGCUCCUGAGCAGCUGCAUGGCCUACAGCGGUCUGGAACUGUCAUUUUACAGUGGUGUGUAUGGAACGUGCAUCGGGGCAACCACACACUUUGGAGAUGCGGCCAAAGGCUUAAUUGGGCUUUCAGGAAUUGUUGUGGGCAUCGGAGAGAUUGUGGGAGGGGGGCUGUUCGGGCUCGUGCUGAAGAAUAACCGCUUCAGGCGAACAUCCGUGGUCUUUCUGGGCAUGGUGGUGCAUUUUGUCGCCUUUUACCUGAUCUUCCUCAACAUCCCUGACGAUACUCCGGUGGUUUUCACAACCAGCUCACAGCAUAAGCCAUAUUUAACUCCAAGCGUGUCCAUUGCCUUGCUGUGCAGUUUCUUGCUCGGCCUUGGGGACAGCUGUUUUAACACACAGCUCUACAGCAUCCUAGGGCGGGUUUACGUGGAGCAAAGUGCACCAGCCUUCGCCAUCUUCAAAUUUAUCCAGUCUGUUUUCGCAGCUCUGGCCUUCUUCUACGGCGGCUACCUGCUCCUGACCUGGCAGCUCUUGAUCAUGGUAAUCCUGGGCUUCACUGGCACUCUCUGCUUCUUCGUGGUGGAGAGGAUGCACAACGCGACCGCCGACCUACACGAGUAUUAG
This is a messenger RNA of Chanos chanos (milkfish), 1560 nucleotides long. RefSeq names its product UNC93-like protein MFSD11. The coding region runs from base 208 to 1560 and encodes 450 amino acids. NCBI's taxonomy places the organism in Eukaryota, Metazoa, Chordata, Actinopteri, Gonorynchiformes, Chanidae. The record is from RefSeq and is a predicted model, not a curated record. The transcript is spliced from 13 exons.